AUUUGGUUCGGGACAAAAUGGCGGCAGAAAAUCACCACGGAAUUAUUUACAUCUUUCUUGUGAGUUUAACGUAUUCGUUGACAUCGGGAUGCGGUACGACUACACACAUCGAAAUCAGUCACAGAGCCAUUGAACAUUUUGCUGAUGAGAAAGGACAGUUUACCUACCAAGAGCUGUUCCGGAAGCACCAAGAUGCCUUCCAGGCUGGGAGCCCCUACCCUGACGCCUACUACUCCAAUAUCUGUGCUGACGGUAAAUACCACAACAUAUCUGAAGACAGCCAUUGGUCGGGAUUCCUUAACGCCACCCUGAACUACAUCCGGAGGAAGUACCCCCCACCCUGGGACCAGGCCACAGAGAAGUUGGUGGUCUUCAUGUUCGGCUUCAUGUCCCAUCAGGUGGCAGAUGUGUUAUGGCACAACUUGGGGAUCUCACAGGGCUUCCUCCAGACCAUGGCCAAUAUAAAUUUCCAUGGCGUAUUUGGGCUAGCCCAUGAUACAGGAGAUAUUGGGGGAGAUGUACUGGCAGUGUUUGAGAUGAAUCUAGAUUACAUAGACAAUCUCUCUGACUGGUAUGUCCCGAUUGAUGACCUGUACUACAUCUACCGGGACUUGUAUGGUCGGGACAGGAUGCCCAAGGACAUCAUGGAGGCUUGUACAGCCACAUUGUUCCUGGAAAGACUUGGAGAACAACUUGCAAUAGGGAAGCUUUACACCACCUUUGCAAAGAAGAGCCCAUUUCUUGUAGACCAGUUUUCUGACUACUUUGUGGGUGGCAUAGAUGACAUGUCAGCCUGGACACAGAUCAUCUGGAAACUUGUGGUGUAUAUGCUGGAACACGGUCAGAGUGACUGUAAUGUCACCCACAACCCGCUGUACAUCACAUGUGGCCAGCCCCCACAGAACCCACAGGUGAACAACAGGAAGUCAGCAAGGGAGUCUGGGAUACCCCUGAGACUCACAGACCAUGGUCUGUCCCAGGAAGACAUCAUUGUGGAGAAAGCAUAUCGAGGGAUACGAUUCAGAGCAACUGACAAACUCAAGGAAUUCAUACGGCAGAAAAGACUUAAGAAGCAAAGCAUUGCCAAGUUGCACCAGAGGGAGAGUCUGAAUGAUAAACAGCCUGAUGCCGUUUAUACAGUUCCAGAAAAAUAUGCCAAGUUGGGCUGGUCACUGGCUGUUGGCGACCUGAAUGACGAUGGUCAAGAUGACCUGGCUGUUGGUGCCCCAGGGCACGGCAGUGAGUUCUCCCCACAAGACGGCAAAGUCUUCAUCAUCUAUGGAACAGACCAUGGUCUGCCGCUUAAAACAAUGGAAAAUCUGAAUGUUCAAGCAAACCAAGUUCUGAACGGCCCAUUUAAGGCCCAGGCCAGGUUCGGCUCGUCUCUUGCGAUCGUUGAUAUCAACAUGGAUGGCAUCAAUGACCUAGCUGUCGGCGCCCCCAACAUGGCAUCAGAGUCCACCCCCCUCAAGUACCAGGGUAUGGUGUAUGUGUACUAUGGAAGCAGGUACGACAUGUUCAGAUUCUCACAAGUCAACAUGACUAUCAGCUGCAAGGAUACAUUCUGCAACAAUGGAUGGUCCCUGUCUGCUGGCGACCUCAGUGGAGACGGACAUCCUGAUCUCAUUCUUGGCUCCCCGUUUGCUCCAGCCGGUGGCCAACAGCGAGGCUUUAUAGGAACUGUGUAUGCCAGCAAAAAGUACACAGAGGAUGUGACCGCCCUGACCGUAGACACCCUGGACUGGACGAACAGUGGACAGCAGGACUAUGGCUGGCUGGGACAAGACCUAGCACUCAGGCAACACCCCAGCGGUCAGCAGCUGCUGAUGGUCAGUCAGCCCACCUUCAGGAACUGUAGGCUAUACAAUUGUUCCUAUGAUGACAACGACACCCAGAGUGUGGGACAGUUCCACAUGUUCUACGCCCCAGUGACAGGGGUCACUUUAUCAACAACAAAAUCAGGCAGUAGGCAGUUCCAGCAGUUUGGCUCCAGCUUCGAUAUAGGCCAGCCCCUACCAGGGGGAGACACAAUACUGGCCGUGUCAGCAGUGGGGGAAGAUGUGGAGGGCAAGGUGAUGCUACUGGAUGCCAAGUUCACACAGGCUGGGGUGGUACAUCUCCUCAACAUCACCAACAUCACCUCACUGUCUCAACAGGUGGCGCUGUAUGCAGGGGACAGACGGUAUAGUAGGUUCGGGGCAAAGGUCAAGUUUGCUGAUCUGAACACGGACGGCUACGACGACCUUAUUGUCACCGCCCCACUCCGUACAGAUGAUGUGACAGAAGAGUUAUAUGGAGCUGAGGCGGGUCGGGUGUUCAUAUACAGUGGUGGCAAGGGCUUCCCUGUGGGAGACAGGGCCUUGUAUGACUGCCAGACUCUCUCCUUCAUAGAGCCUUGUCCAGGACAAAAGGCAUCUUACGAGCUGAACCUUGGGGAAGACGGAGCUCAGUUUGGGACGAAUAUCGCUGUUGUCAGGUCUAAACAUACAGUGAAUCUGGUAGUGACGGCCCUGCACAGCAGUAUGGGGGACAGACUGUCUGGGGCUGUGGUCGUGUACUCCUUUCCCAAGUCCUGACUCCAGACAACCAUCUCUCCAUGUUUUAGCAUUCCAACCUGUCAACAUUCUGACAGAGACCAUAUACCGAUAUACGGUCUCUGAUUCUGAUGACCUUGGGAGAGCCUUACUUCACUCAUGAUUUUUGUCUGAUCAGAAUAUUUUUAGACUGCAGGAAAUGUAUGUCAGGGUAUCUUUAACCAUGGAUAUAUCUCUAGCAAUUUCUCCAGUCGCGAGUCUUUUCAUUUGUGUCUGUGUUACUUACAUAUUGGAAUAUUUAUUUGAAUUAUACAGCAACAGUAUGUAAAAUGCAUGUUUGCCUAGUCUGGUUAAUGCAGUCAAUAUCAUCAGUAUGUGUUAUCUUUUUUUGUUUAUGAUUGUUAUUUUUAAUUAUAAGUCUAUGAACAAUGUGAUUAUAUUUUUAAAAGGUUUACUAUGGUACUAUGGAGUGAGUGAACGAAAGUAUUGUUUCACCCCUAAUACUAGACUAACAUAUAGUCUCUGAAAUGAACAUAUCGUACAGAAAAAAACAGUUGUUCAGUUAUCUUAAUAAAAAUCUAAUAAAAAGGGAGCCCAGUGAUUCUCUUUUCAUUUCCUGAUACUGCAGUAAUCUAGACUUGCCAAACAUUAUAGACUUGCAUGGGCUGUAGUUGAUAUAAAUGUAUCAGGGUCUGUAAGACAGACUACCCUAAUACAGAUGUGACAGUCACUGUUGAUAUAUUACUAUGUGUUUGAUGCCUAUUUCCUCCGAGUAUCAUAAGUGGUCUAUAUGUAAACGAUUAAUGUUCCCAACUUCAAAGAGUUUCUGGAGGAAAGAUUAUUCAUAUGGGAAAAUAUCUUUUUUUCUAUGUUAAUAUGAAGUGUUGGUGUAAAUAUAUAAUAAUAUAUCACAUUUGCUCAGGUUACAUAAUUUAUUUUGUAUUCAUUUUUUACAAAUUUGGUGACAUGUUUAUGAUAUAGAUUAGGGGUGGGAAAAUAUUCCAGUGUUAGUAAGAUACUGGCUGUGGAAAUAAUAUCCAAUUUUACACUGGACAUUUUUACCUAAGAUAUUACUUUCUCCUGGAAAGAAUCUCCAGGGGGAAUAAAUAUCCUAUUACAUAUUCAGGAAUUCUGUUACACUUGAAAUAAAAAUUAAAUGCUUCGCACCUUGUUGCUGAUGCACCAGUGUCUGAAAAAAACACAUUAUUGUUUAGGCCUAAAUGGAUGUGAGAGGUAUGAAAGAUCUAGGGCUGGGAUGAGUCCAAAUUUACUACCCGGGUACCCACUGUAGGUCUCUGGAGAUGUCUCAAAAUGUCCGAUUGGGAACAUUUUUAGGAUAGACCAGGCAAAACGUAUUUAGAUACAUGUAUUAAACAAUCUGGUCAUUCAUACACUGAAGUUGAAUUAAGUUAUAUCUUUAUUCAACCAUAUGAAAUAUCAGAAAGAAUUGUGAGCAUUAGUGACUUGUCGUAUAACCAUAGAGUUCCAGAUAACUUUUGCCAUUAAACAAUAUGUCACAUGACUAACCACGGCUCUGUGGGUACCCGGGUCCUACUCAGUACCCACCCGACCCGAGUACCCGAGUUACCCGUCCCAGACCUAGAAAGAUCAUGAGAGAUCAGCUCACUAGAUGCGAGAGAGGACGAUUGACAAGACUGAUUCAGAUAGGUGAUGUUUGUGGUAGACAGGGUAUCUGCAGUACAAGUCAUAUGUCGCUUUGUCAGGAUCUGCUGAUGGUAGGUUGGAACAUUAGCUUCCUCUGACUAUGGUUGUUAUUCUGUCAGCACCAUACCCAUAGGUAUGAUCAUAGGUCGUGACAAACGUUCACGCCCUUUAUAAGAAAUCAUCUUCCUGAGGCAAGGGAGUUAACUGACCGUAAAAGACCCGUUUCCACCUUUGCUGAACUAGGCUGGAAUAUCGUGGCUCGAUCAUAGCACUACAAUUGGUGAUGUCCUUUCCAUGUCCCUCAUACUGACCAAUCAGAUUCCACAGAUAUCACUUGCAUUUGCUUCAAACAAAAUAGCAGCACCCAGUCAAGACGAUCUGAUCGAUAAUAAAGAUCUUUAUCGUCAUGAAAUGGGUCUUACCUCGCGAAUUGCCUCUACUCACUUGAGCACCUUGAUUAAUACGUGGACAGUUUUGGAAAAUAUCUGUUGAUGCCCAGUUGAUGGCACACAUGCCUUGCAAACCCUGCAAUCAACAGAAAUCUAUAUGGUAGCCGCAAUGUUGUUUAUGAACCAAAUGACUUUGAUUGGACUAUGCAUAGACAAGUUAGUCCAGCCAAAAUAGAACUCCAGAAAUCCAGCCUGGACAGCUGACAGUGCUGGUGCUGACAGAAUAACAACCAUAGUCAGAGGAAGCUAAUAUUCCAAACAACAAUCAGCAGAUCCAUGACACAAUAAAGGGACACAACAAUGAACUCCAGUGACUUAGACCACGGAGCCAUCUGUGCAAUCAAAAUGAAAUUAAUCCAAAUUUGAUAAUUUUAUAAUCCUAUACAAUCACUGACAUCCUCAUCCACUGAGGAGAAAUUAUCAUCUGUCAGAUAGAAUGUAAAACCUUUUUACUAGCUGCUUAUACAUUUGUCAAGUAUUUUCUAACUUUGGGAAACAAUUCAGAGGUGUGUUGUCCAUAUUCUCCAGCAUGACAUUAUUAGAUCUAACUUCAUCAAGUGCAUUAAAUGCUGCUAAAAGAGUCUUCUGAAAGUCUUCUCAAUAAAACUUGAGAUCAUUAUGAAUAAAACUUUAUUUCUUUA
Haliotis rufescens (red abalone) is the source of this 5289-nucleotide messenger RNA. Its product is annotated as phosphatidylinositol-glycan-specific phospholipase D-like. Lineage: Eukaryota; Metazoa; Mollusca; Gastropoda; Lepetellida; Haliotidae. The transcript has 25 exons. Gene Ontology annotation, molecular function: GPI anchor phospholipase D activity. The coding region runs from base 18 to 2576 and encodes 852 amino acids. The record is from RefSeq and is a predicted model, not a curated record. Gene Ontology annotation, cellular component: extracellular region; extracellular matrix.